This is a messenger RNA of Racocetra persica, 216 nucleotides long. NCBI's taxonomy places the organism in Eukaryota, Fungi, Glomeromycota, Glomeromycetes, Diversisporales, Gigasporaceae. The record is from the annotation of a GenBank genome assembly.
GUUACAAAGAUUCAUAGCGCUCUCAAGUUUAGGCAGUCUCCGUGGAUGAAGGAAUAUAUUGAGAAAAAUAUUCGUAAACGCAAAAUAGCCAAGGCAAAUAGGGAUGAGUUUGGGUCAUUAGAAUUACUCCGAACAGAAGAGGAUAAAAAAAUCAGGCGCCUAGCAAGUUCACUAUUAUAUGUAGGCUUUAAAGCAUUCGAAGGGAGUAUCACAGCA